Aspergillus sclerotioniger CBS 115572 is the source of this 1311-nucleotide messenger RNA. Its product is annotated as delta-12 fatty acid desaturas-like protein. The record is from RefSeq and is a predicted model, not a curated record. Lineage: Eukaryota; Fungi; Ascomycota; Eurotiomycetes; Eurotiales; Aspergillaceae. Gene Ontology annotation, biological process: lipid metabolic process. The transcript has 3 exons. Gene Ontology annotation, molecular function: oxidoreductase activity. The coding region runs from base 1 to 1311 and encodes 436 amino acids.
AUGGAGCUGGAGCCGGAAAAGACCGGGUUUCACACCCUCGCCGAACCCCAUCCGACGAAACUGGUAGAAGGUGGCGUAUUGGGCAAAGACGCGACGGUGGAUGAUCUUCGCCGCGCUGUACCCGACUACUGCUUCACCCCGUCCCUCUUCUGGUCCUUCUUCUAUUUGUUUCGCGACCUCGCGUACUCUGGCAUCCUCAUGACGGCGUUAUAUCAGCUGCUAAACACGACGGCGGUGCAAGAAUCUUCGCUGCUAUAUUACUUCACGGUAAAUGUAUAUGGAGUCUGUCAGGGGAUUGUCUGGACUGGGUUGUGGGUGAUUGCGCACGACUGUGGCCACAGCGGCUUCUCACACUCGGCCAUGCUGAAUGACAGCAUUGGUUUCGUGUUGCAUUCCAGCCUGUUGGCCCCCUAUUUCUCGUGGAAGUCGACCCAUCGACGACACCACAUCUAUGCCAACCACAUUGAAAAGGACCUCAACUAUGUACCACCACAACGCCAGUCGUACGCUGAGAAGAUUGGUCAAGCGGUGGAGGUUCUCGAGGAUAUCGGACAGGAUGCCCCCUUGGUAUUGUUCCUCCGCAUCGUGCUGCAGCAAACCAUCGGCUGGAAUUGGUAUAUCCUGACCAACAUCACUUGUCCACCGUCGGCCGUGCCGAAGAAGGGCAUGUCCAUGUGGCGCCACAGCCAUUUCGAUCCCCAGGGAGCAUUGUUCUACCCCUCCGAGUGGCUGUCCAUCGUCCUGUCCGACAUUGGAUGUUUGGCCACAAUUGCGGGGCUGUAUCAUCUCUAUACUGUGUUUGGCUCCUUUGAAACGGUCUUCUGGGUGUACAUCGUGCCCUGGACCUGGGUGAAUCACUGGAUCGUGAUGAUCACGUAUCUUCAUCAUACUCACCCAGCGGUUCCCAAGUACACCCCCGAGUCGUGGACCUUCCUGCGAGGCGCGACGGCGACCAUCGACCGCGACUUUGGCAUCAUCGGCACCCAUUUCUUCCACCACAUCUCGUCCGACCAUGUCACCCACCACCUGUUCUCCCGCAUCCCACAUUACUAUGGCCCCACGGCGAGCAAGGCGAUUAUUCCUUUGUUGGGUAAGCAUUACCACGGACGGGGUGAGUUCAACUACCAGGCGCUGGAGACAUCCUUCAGUCGAUGCCAGUGGGUGGAGGAAGACCUGGGUAAGGACGUGGCCUUUGGGUUGCGAACGGCCGAUGCGGCGGGCGAAAAGGAUGCGAAAAGCACGGGGCUUUGGUAUCGAAGUGGGCGUAGUCCCUUGCCCGAGUAUAAAAUGCGGGGGUCGCCGAUGCUGUGA